AUGGCUUCUCCAGAGCCGAAGCAAGUCGUCUUCCUAGUGGGAGCAACAGGAAACACUGGGUCAUCUAUCGCAAAAGCUCUUGCACAACGACCUGAGAAAUUCGACGUAAAAGCUCUCGUUCGCCCAUCCUCUGCCCAUAAAAAUAUCGUUCAAGAACUGAAAUCUCUCCCAAAUAUCGAAGUUAUUCUUGGAGAUAUUGUUGAAGAUGACCAGAAGACGCUCGAAGUUCUUCUCAAGGUCCACAAUGUCGAUACAGUCAUAGUCACGACCAUCCCAUUUCAAGAGGAUCAACAACACAAUCUCUUCCGUGCAGCAAAGAAUGCUGGCGUCAAAAGAGUCGUUCCGUCGGAUUUCGGUCCCUCUGCCCCAGCCGGGGUCAUGAAGUAUCACGAUACUAAACUCCAAACACGGUCUUUCCUUAUCGACAACUCCAUCCCCCAUACGUUCAUCCAAGUCGGAUGGUGGGCCGACGCAAUGUUUCCCUAUCCUCAUUCUAUUGACUUAGGUCACUUUGGGGUUCUUGGUGGGAAACAAUUUUAUGGACCCGGAGACGUUAAGACUGCGCACACAGCCAAAGAACGUAUCGGAGACUUCGUUGCUCGUAUUAUUUCCGAUCCUCGUACGUUGAACGAGACUGUACAGACUUGGGACGGGGAAGCUACACUUGGGGAGAGUUGGGCAUUGGCUUCCAAGAUUACGGGAGAAGAUUUUGAUGAUUAUACUCGACUUUCAGCUGAAGAGAUCGAAGCACGAAUAGCAACUUCAGAAGGAUUUGACACAGUUGUGUACGAAUAUUUUCGUUCUAUGUAUAUCCGGGGCGACAAUACAGUCGAGAAAGCAGUCGCAUUGGGAGCUCUGGAUGCGAGGGCUCUUUACCCUGACUAUGUGGCUUUAUCACUGACAGAGGUAGCGGAGGAGCUGUAUAGCGAUUACAGCAAGAUUGGAUAUCGGAGGUUGGAUUGA
Marasmius oreades (fairy-ring Marasmius) is the source of this 963-nucleotide messenger RNA. RefSeq lists its product as uncharacterized. The record is from RefSeq and is a predicted model, not a curated record. Bases 1 to 963 code for a protein of 320 amino acids. NCBI's taxonomy places the organism in Eukaryota, Fungi, Basidiomycota, Agaricomycetes, Agaricales, Marasmiaceae. The transcript has 4 exons.